This is a messenger RNA of Colletotrichum paranaense, 336 nucleotides long. RefSeq lists its product as uncharacterized. The transcript is spliced from 2 exons. NCBI's taxonomy places the organism in Eukaryota, Fungi, Ascomycota, Sordariomycetes, Glomerellales, Glomerellaceae. The coding region runs from base 1 to 336 and encodes 111 amino acids. The record is from RefSeq and is a predicted model, not a curated record.
AUGGUUUUCAAUGCUGAAAACAGGGCUGACUUCAAGGUGCUCCUUGCUUUGAGCAAGAUGCAAGUUGAGGCAAGGGAGAAGCGGAAGGACGAGGAGACUGAUGGAAGGCAAGGACUGGGACGCAGCUUUCUUCUCCUCUUCUCCCAUCUACAAGACCAGCCGAACAAGCAUCAGACAUUCCAGAACGGUAUGACUACUUACGACGAGACAGAAACAGCCACAAAACCAACACUUGGACGGCCGUUGACGAAGCUUGCCAAUGUCGAGAUCAAGAAGAAGAGCCAAUCACUCUCUACGACCGCCCCGUUUGGGUACGGUGCUUCUGGCCGUGGGUAG